ACUUGUUUUAUUCAGACGGGUUUUCAAAUCCAGCACCAGUUAUUUGAGCGUAUGCAUAUAGUGCUGUAGUAUUUGUGUGUAGCUGUUUCAGGUUCAUUUAUAUGUUUACUGACUUAUUCUUACACAAAACACGUCAGCAAUGUAAAUGGCAGUGGCCAGCAACCGGUAACAAAACAAAAGAAGGAAGAUUGUUGUUUCCAGUCACUAUUGUGUGCAGCGCUGCGCUGCAGAAUACUACGACCACAGGGAGAGGAGUACAUUUUCAUGGAGUUUGUUCAUUGCGAAAACAAUUCGCUGUUUAUUCCAAAUGCUUGCACAGCCCCUCGUUUCUGUGCUAUACUUUUUAAAGAGGGUUUAUUUUAUUAUGGGUGGUUGCUUGUAACAAACAGUCUGCAGAAAAUAAAUGUAAAGCAGCUAAAUGUUGUUUUUUCAAUGUGCAGUAUGCAGAAAGUAUUAAUAGUCAGUUUUAUCAAGCAAGACUCAUUCAAAUCCUCCCAGUAUUACUGUCUAUUUUGUAUUCUUUUUUUAAUUAAAGAGGAAGCACUGAUACAUUGUUUUAGGAAUGAAACAUCACUUGAUUCAGUAUUCCCUUUGUGCGUUCUUUUCCUUUUUCUUUCAUCCUGCAGCAAUCUGGAUCCCCUCACAGAAACCUAUGGGAUCCCUUUUUACUUGCAGUAUCUCGCUCACUGGCCUGAGUACUUUAUAGUAGCAGAGGCACCAGGGGGAGAACUAAUGGGGUACAUAAUGGGUAAAGCUGAAGGGUCAGUGGCUCGUGAAGAAUGGCAUGGGCAUGUCACAGCCCUCUCUGUAGCCCCAGAGUUCAGACGGCUUGGUCUGGCAGCUAAACUGAUGGAACUGCUGGAAGAAAUCUCAGAAAGGAAAGGAGGGUUUUUCGUGGAUCUUUUUGUGCGAGUUUCCAAUCAGGUGGCAGUGAACAUGUAUAAGCAGCUGGGAUACAGCGUGUACAGGACAGUGAUAGAGUACUAUUCUGCCAGCAACGGGGAGCCUGAUGAAGAUGCCUAUGAUAUGAGAAAAGCCCUAUCCAGGGACACAGAGAAGAAGUCAGUUGUACCGCUGCCGCAUCCUGUGAGACCAGAAGACAUUGAAUAACUAUAGGCUAUAGUUCCCAGGCAGUCCAGAUCAAUAAGUAGCGAUUAAAACACAGCCAAUCACGUUCAGUUGAUCUACCAAAGAAUGUGAUACACUUUUUAUGAGGUAAAGUUCAGAGAAGGCUAACUCUGUGUACUGCACUUUGUAGAAUGCUCAACUCAAAAUCACAGAUCUGAUUUGUGCCACCUGGUUCUAUACUGGCUGCUGUUCUUACACUCAGUAUGCUUAGUACAGUGUUGCAGUAGCUUUAUAUUAUGUCUAAAAGGUUAGAACAAUAUAGACCAGCACACUGUGAACUGCUUUAGCUCCAAGACUACAUCCAUCCUUUGGUUUCAGAUACUGUCUUUGAGAACCACAGUUUUACUGUUAGGCUAUUUAUUGUGCUUUUGUACAAAGAUUUCAAAUAUGCAUUUUUAAUUGUCAUAUGUAAAUUAGGUUUCAAUAAGAUAGUCAGUUUUGUGAUACAUGACAGGAGACUCAUGUUUUUUUUGGCAAAAUAACAGAAAUAGGCAAUAAUACCAGCACUAUUAAACUGGAAUAGUUUGCUAGAUUCAAUUGGAUGAACACCGAUAAAAUAAAAAUAAAUAAAGAAUAUGUUUUCUAAGAGGUAUCAAAAAAAGCAAUUCAACUUAGGCACUAUAGGCUACAGGUACUGAUAUGUAUAGUUUUCCCACAAGAAAUUCUCUGCCAACAAUGACAUUUUCAGAAAUGAAAAUACACACAUUUCCCACUGCCAAUCUAUUUACCUACCCAGUCCUCCCCUUUCCAGUGAUUAGCCAUGCAUUAGCACACCAGUCAUUAUAAAACAACUAUAUUGUGUGCAUAUGUGUGUUUGUGUGAGAGAGAAAAAGAAUGUGUGGUAUGGAUUUUACUACAUAACUCUUCACCCAGAUACAAUCAGUUGCAAAAAACCUGCAAGUUUAUUACUCAGCUGUGAAUGAAGUUGAGUACCAGCUAGUAUGGUACUAUCUACAGAUCACCUCCAGCACUUGGUACCAAUUAAAACGAACAGACUGAUCCCCAAUUUUAGUACCGACCUCAGUUACCUAAAGUCUGCCUUGUGUAUGGGACAAGGCAGUGAAUGACAGGAGUGCUGCAUUCUCAUACUAGGCAUUUGUUAUAUUUUUCUUCAUUUUAUACCUGUUGAGAUUAUAAAUAUACUUCAUGUGAAAAUUAGAGAUGUGUUUUACAGUACAUUUUCAAAUAAACCAUUUGAAAAGAUGGUAUCAAGUUACCCUUUUAGCACUGAAAAAAAUGAUACAUAAACUGAAUUUCUAUAGCACUCAUUGCAAAGAUAUUCAGUACCUAAAGUUCAGAAGAACAGUUAUCAGAAAAUUUAGAUUAAUGCUCCUAACUAUAGUCUAAACACUUAUCUAAUUGUAUAACUUUCUUUAGUAACUAGUCAGUUAAAUCCAACAGAUGAGCAUUUUGCAAAAACAUAAGUUAUAAGUGUAAAUUAUUUAUUUUGUAUUUAUUUAUUUUAAAGAGUACAAUGGAUGGAAUUUGAAUUAAUGUCUAUGCAUUUGAUUCAGAAUGAUGUAAAUGUCACCGAUAGGCAGGAAACAGUCAAUAAAGCACUAUGGCAACAGCAUUCAAGCCUUCAAAGAAGCGCAAGCAGGAGAAAAUGUCUUUCAAAUAAGAGAUAAUGAAAUACCAAGUCAUUAAAGAAGGCAAAACAAUUUAUUUUCAGUCUACAA
Molecule: messenger RNA, 2807 nt
Organism: Polyodon spathula (Mississippi paddlefish)
Lineage: Eukaryota; Metazoa; Chordata; Actinopteri; Acipenseriformes; Polyodontidae
Product: N-alpha-acetyltransferase 20
Exons: 5
Coding region: 265-1110 (281 amino acids)
Biological process (GO): N-terminal peptidyl-methionine acetylation
Cellular component (GO): NatB complex
Molecular function (GO): protein-N-terminal amino-acid acetyltransferase activity
Source: RefSeq, a predicted model, not a curated record